Diaporthe amygdali is the source of this 1560-nucleotide messenger RNA. RefSeq lists its product as uncharacterized. The transcript is spliced from 3 exons. The record is from RefSeq and is a predicted model, not a curated record. The coding region runs from base 1 to 1560 and encodes 519 amino acids. Lineage: Eukaryota; Fungi; Ascomycota; Sordariomycetes; Diaporthales; Diaporthaceae.
AUGAAUGCCUCUGUUGAGAAGGGCGUCAACGCCCCAGAGAACUCCAUCGCGACCCCUCACGUCGUCAUCUCGUCAUCUCGAGAUUGGCGUCGUGAGCUCGAUCGAGCUGCGAAGGCCGUUCUCAUCUUGGUCGUCAUUAUCUUCUUGACGUGUAUGUUCUUCAUGAGCGAGAUCUACAAGGACCGUGUCGUGAUUGAGAAGCUCAAAUAUGAGCUGGCCAACGCACCUCAUGUCCAUGAUGCGACUGUCGAUGGUCGCAUUAGCGAUCGCAUGUCAUACCUGGAAGGCUUCAGUGGCAUGAUCGAUGAUGGCGACACUGUCGCCCUGGCCGCCCGCGCUGUCAUGGUUUCUGGAGAGUCUUCCACUAUCUCCUCCACUGUCGAGUUCACUGUCUCUUCCACUAUCGAGUCCACCAUUGCGUCCACUGGCACGUCAACUCUCGCGUCCAUCGUCGCGUCCAGCACCAAUGAUUCUUCUGCCACUGAGUCCUGCCACACCGAGACUGAGGCUCCUACAACCACGGCAACCUUCUUCCCUGUCGACAAUAGCACAACUGCCGCUGACAACUCCGCUACAUCCACUGACACUACUCUGACUACUGUGCACACCAUGAUGACCACCACCAUCUUUAGUAACAACACUGGCACCAGUGUCCUCUCAGGUGGCACAAGCACCCUCCCAGCUGGCAGCAGCCUCAUCUCGGUAGACGCGCUCAGUGCCAGUAGCGACUCCUCCACAACCACUCUCACUGUUGUCCCGUUCAUCACCACCACAACCAGCUCGAUGUCAGAUGCCACUCUCACGACGCCUGUGAUUGUGCCUACUUCUUUCAUGUCCUGUCUGGAGUACGGCGACGGCCGUGGCCCAUGCGAUCGCUCCUAUGGUGCGCCCAACUCCCCACCCAGCUCGUUCCUCAGCCUGGAGUCUGCGCCUCCCACGUUCUCGACGGUGAGCCCCUCUCCGACCUUCGCCACCGUGCCUACUGCCUCCACAAGUGUCAUCACUGGCUCUACGACCGCGGACACGGGCGCCGUCUCUGGAACGGGCAUGGCGACCACAACUACGACCAGCAGCAGCAGCAGUAUCACUGAGCCCGCCGUCUGCGUCCCUCCCACGACCAUCUUCGUCACUAUUAGCUCGGCAAACCCAACCAUAGACAGCGGCCUGACCAUCGAGUCCAUCGGAACCGGCACCAGCAUGAGCACCGGCCCCUCGACGCUGACCAGCACCAGCACCACGCUGAUGACAACCAUCACGUCGACCCUGCCACCCGCCGCCACGACCGAGACCGUCAGCACAGCGACCACCCUCGCCUCCGCCGGCAACUCCACCAGCAGCCUGUCGAUGAUUACGGCCACGGGCUUCACGCUGACCAUGACGGCGCGCAACGGCACUUACACCCCGACCACCGGCCAACCGACCGUGGCCACGCUGCCUGCCAAUAGCGGCGGCGAGAAGGCCGCUGGUGGCAAGCCCCUGGGCGCCAGCGGCAACGGCGGCACUGGCAACGGCAUGUACUGCGUCGUCAUGCUGGUCACCCUUCUCGCGCUGCUAAUCUAG